Molecule: messenger RNA, 674 nt
Organism: Arachis duranensis
Lineage: Eukaryota; Viridiplantae; Streptophyta; Magnoliopsida; Fabales; Fabaceae
Product: 16.9 kDa class I heat shock protein 2
Exons: 3
Coding region: 43-552 (169 amino acids)
Biological process (GO): response to heat; response to hydrogen peroxide; response to salt stress
Source: RefSeq, a predicted model, not a curated record
CACAUCUCACAACAUCAACAUAUAUAUCCCACUACAUACCAUAUGGAUUGGAUAGGAUCAUACCGUGGACUUGGAGGGCAGAGAGGCGGUGAUGAGUGGCGUGACCCUUUCUAUGCAUCCCCAUUCACCGGCUUGUGGGACCCUUCUAACAACUACUAUGGCGGCGGUGACCAAACUUCUGCUCUUUCCCAUGCUCAUCAUUCAUAUAGCUAUAUGAAAGAUAAAGAGGGAGCAGCAAUAGGAUGUGUGAUAGGAAUAAGUGCAAUGGUAUCUCGGAUGAGGAAAGAGGAUCUCAAGGUGCAAGUGGAAGACUGCAACGUACUCCAGAUAAGCGGGGAGAGAGUCAAGGAGACUGAGGACACCAACGAUAAGUGGCACCGCGUGGAGUGCCGCCGAGGAAGCUUCACGAGGCGGUUCCGCCUGCCGGAGAAUGCCAACUUGGACAACGUAGAUUGCACUCUGCGGGAUGGAGUGCUGACUGUGAAUGUGCCAAAGAAGGUGGAGAGUGAGUCGCAGCAGAAUAAGAAUGUGAGGCAGAUCCAUGUGGCCUAGUUGUCCUGCAAAUUUGAUCGGAGUAUAUAUGUUUUUAUAUCAAGAUCAUAGUUCACAUUCCAACUUGUUUUGUGUGGUAUUUUAUGAUAUGUAUGAAUAUUCAGAGUGGCGUUUUUGGUUUA